UCAAUCUAAAGAGGGGGAAAGAGAGAGAGGGGGAAAGAGUUAGAGAAAGGGAUGUUUUUAUUAAUGCAUGGCAUUCUUAUACCUGUGCAGUUGAGCUAGUUAUUUUUAUUAAUGUUAUUACACGUGGUACUAUAAUGAGCAGCAAAAGAAAGAAGUUGAAACUUGAACAAGAAGGAGAAGAAGAACAUCUCAGUUUACAAGAAGAGGAGGAAGAGGAAGGAUCUUCGAGCGAUGAUAGUAGUUCUGUAGAAUCUGAUUUGGAGAUUCAAGUAGAAUUUGAAGGAACAGAAAUAAAAGAAACUGACUAUCACGGGAUAAGGAGACUGCUACAACAAUUGUUUUUAAAAGCACCUGUAGAUGUCUCUAGUCUUUCCUCAUACAUUGUACAGCAAAAGAAUAUUGGGAGUCUAAUAAAAACGUGUAAUAAUGAAGAGGACGAGGAGUCAGUAAAAGGUGUGGAGUCAGGGGAGGAGUCAGGAGAUGACAAUGUGUAUGGUAUAACAACAUUAGUACAACUACCACAAGAUAAAAGUGGUUUAUAUGAAUAUUUAAUGAAUGCUUGUUCUACUUCAAAACUUGCACAGAAGAUUAAAGAGCUUUCUGCCGAUCCACAGUACCUGAUAGGUGUGGUGCUACAUGAGAGGUUUCUAAAUAUACCACCUGACAUUGGACCACCUGUCCUUAACUGCUUAAUUGAUGAAGUUGAGGCUAAUAUUUCUAAAAUUACUCAUUUUAUUGUUAUUACACGUUCACAUUCACUGACUGACUCCGAAAGCUCCAGCAAGAGAAAAGGUCAAAAGAAUAAAUCAAAGACUAAUAAUAUAAUAUACGAUUUUCCAGAAAUGGAGUACUUCAAAAAAGAGUCUUUAUUUGAGCAUAACUAUUCAGUGUCCUCUGACCAUGAUACAGUUCAAGGUGGCAGGUGGAGUUUUGAUGACGAAGUGUUCUCACCUCAUCGCUCGGUACUGUUACUAAAUAAAGAAUCCUUUUACAAAGCAUUUCGACAAUUAACUAGUGAUUUUAAUAAGUAGUCAUUAUUAAUUAUUACUGUUUACUAAUACAUAAUUUAAUGUAGUUUUCUUUGCUUGUUCUUAGACAUUAAUUCUUUCUCAAGUUCUA
Molecule: messenger RNA, 1119 nt
Organism: Amphimedon queenslandica
Lineage: Eukaryota; Metazoa; Porifera; Demospongiae; Haplosclerida; Niphatidae
Product: BRCA2 and CDKN1A-interacting protein-like
Exons: 9
Coding region: 135-1031 (298 amino acids)
Cellular component (GO): nucleus
Source: RefSeq, a predicted model, not a curated record